AUGACUACUGUUGCACAAGUAACCGAAGUUGUAAAUUACUUAUGGCAUCUGUUGCACAAGUACCAGAAGCAAGCCUCCAGGCACUUCAUUCGCGUGGCCACACCUCUGCCCUACUUGUUCUUCAGCUUGAUCGCCACGGGUUUGCUUGGGUUUGCUACUGCUUUGCUCAUUCGCUCCAUCGUUCAGUCGCUCUCGCCCUCUUCAGUCUCCAAUGCUGUGACCACCAUGGGUUUUGCUUAUCAAGCCGACUAUGGCAUCGAAACGCAUCUUGAAGGAGCUCCAGGAUUUGUAGAAGGACCCUCCUACUUUAUGUUAUUUGAAUGGGUCUUUGAUGGGUCUUGGUUCCUUCUUCGUUCUAUCUUUGUUUGUGAUCUCUUCACUUUUGACAGCAGUUGCUUCAGUCCAAGUAAGUUUUUGCUCAUGCUAAUCAUUUUGGAUUCUUGCUAUAACUUAAAAAAAUAGUUUAUCAGUUGAGGAAAGUUAGAUUCUUGUGCUGUUUUAUUAAAAAAAUUUGUUCUUGUGUAUCUUAUAUUGUUGAAAUCCUGUGUUGAACUGUGCCUAAAGUUCAAGUACUUACUGAAAUCUAUGUGGUUCUUGUUGAAAUUUGUCUUCUUCUUUUUUUGUGUGUUGAAUUUGCUGAAGUGUGGCAAGUCACUGCAAUAUUUUUGCUUUUGGCACCAAUAAAUUUAACAAGUAACAGUUUGUCAAAUGACAUUAUCUAA
Messenger RNA from Neltuma alba, 722 nucleotides. RefSeq lists its product as uncharacterized. The record is from RefSeq and is a predicted model, not a curated record. The transcript has 4 exons. Bases 1 to 462 code for a protein of 153 amino acids. Lineage: Eukaryota; Viridiplantae; Streptophyta; Magnoliopsida; Fabales; Fabaceae.